Molecule: messenger RNA, 1296 nt
Organism: Coffea arabica (coffee)
Lineage: Eukaryota; Viridiplantae; Streptophyta; Magnoliopsida; Gentianales; Rubiaceae
Product: protein FAR1-RELATED SEQUENCE 5-like
Source: RefSeq, a predicted model, not a curated record
AUGGAAGGUGAUGAUUCCCUUGAGAGCAAGUUCCCACCAUGUCGUAAAUUGGAAUUUAUAGAUGACACUCAACAUCAUCACAGCUCUCAAACAAUCAAUGAAGAUACAGACAUUGAGCUUAUUGGUGCAUCAAGUUCAAACAAAGAGACGGAUAUCAAUUCAAUUCAUCCCUCUAUCCCUAAAGAAGAAAUCCCUCAGGUAGGUAUGGAAUUUGACAGUGAAGAAGCAGCUGGUCAAUUUUACUUAGCAUAUGCUAAGAAGGUUGGGUUCGGCACUAGAAAAAGCAAAUUGCAUAAAGACAAAAUUGGUAAAAUAAUUGAUAGGAUAUUUUGUUGUAGUGCCGAAGGCAAACGAGGGGCAGAUAAAAGAGAUGUCAAUGUAAAAAUCCAUCGUCCUGAAACAAGAUUCGGUUGUUUGGCAAAAAUGAAAAUUAGUUGCAGCAAAAGUGAAAAAUAUCGUGUCAUUGAGUUUAUACCAGAACAUAAUCAUUAUCUUUGUAGUCCUCACAAAACACAUUUGUUCAGAGCACAUAGGAGAAUACAUGAAACUCAUGUAAUAGAGAUUGAUAUGGCAAAUAGUGUAGGAAUUGCGCCAAAAGUAUCGCAUGAAUUUAUGGUAAAACAAGCUGGUGGACGGGAUAAUUUGGGCUUUAUUCCUGAAGAUUAUAGGAAUUAUUUACGUUCAAAGAGGACAAGAGAUAUGAAAAUAGGGGAUACUGGAGGAGUGCUUGAAUAUUUACAGGGAAUGCAAUUAGAAAAUCCAAACUUUUUUUAUUCCAUUCAAGUUGAUAAAGAUGAUUUGAUGACUAAUAUAUUUUGGGCUAAUGCUAGGAUGAAAGUUGACUAUGCCGAUUUUGGAGAUGUGGUUUGUUUUGAUACAACUUACAAAAAAAACUGUGAUGGUCGUCCUCUUGCACUCUUUAUUGGUGUGAACCAUCACAAGAAAACUAUUAUUUUUGGUGGUGCACUUUUAUAUGACGAGACAGCUCCGACUUUUGAAUGGUUAUUUGAUGUAUUUGCUAGCACUAUGUCAGGAAAAAAGCCAAAAACCAUUCUGACAGACCAAGAUGCAGCAAUGGCUAAAGCAUUAGCUUCCAGAUGGCCAGAGACACAACAUAGAUUAUGUAUUUGGCACCUUUACCAAAAUGCUGCCAUACAUCUAAGUGGUGUUUUUGAAAAAUUCACAGACUUUGCAGGUGACUUUGGUAAAUGCAUAUACGAUUUCGAAGAAGAGGAUAUUUUUGUGACUGAAUGGGAUAAAAUGCUACAGAGGUAUAAUCUUCAAGAUAAUGAUUAG